AAGGCCAAGAUUCAGCUGAAACCGAAUCUCUCUGACCCAGUUGCUAUGAAUAGCUGCUUGUUUUGCAGUGAGCAAACUUGAAUCCGAGGGAGAGAGAGAGAGAGAGAGGGGGUAGAUAAGAGUGGGACAGAGAGAUCUGGGGAGGCAGACAAAGGUUACAUAAAAGGUUAAGGUUUAAAGGAAUUCAAGAUAACGUAUUUUGCUGUAUUUCAUCAGUAAUUCUAAGAACUGUAGGAAGGAGUUACAUAAAAAGUCAAGCCUUUCCGCAGACAUGGAGUUUACUAGGUUUAACCUUCCAAUGGAAUGGGAAGAGCGAUGGAGGAGAGAGAAAGAGCAGAGGAGAAGAGCAAUUGAAGAUCGUGGCCAAGAAGGGAUUGAACAGGACAACCGUGAGCUGAGGAGCAUUGUGGCCUUCAAUGACUCCAGGAUGGGGCUGACAAGUGGGAGGGGAAAGAAAGAGGGGUCCGAGGACAGGAGGAGUGGCAGUGAGGAAGGAAUUGAGGACACAUCUGGGGAUGAAGGAAUUGGGGAAGUCCACACAUACCGAAGUGAAACCUAUCCAAACGAGAUAUUCAAGGCCUUGAAGGAAUUCUGGGAUUCUUCUCUUCUGACUGACCUAACUCUGACCACUCAUAAUGGAAAAAGCUUUAACGUACACUCCAUUAUCCUUGCUGCAAUCAGUUCCUUUAUCCAACAGAGGCUGAGGGACGGAAAUGGAGAACGAAUACAAAAUGAUGACGACCAAAGGUGGGCGGUGUCUCUAUCUCCUGAGGUGGAUCUUGUUGGGCUGAAGGCUGUUUUGGAGUUUGCCUACACUGGAGCCGUAUUGUCCUGUAACAAAGAGAGCAGGACCUCGAUUGUGGCUGCAGCUCAAAUACUGGACAUCCCUAGAUUGCUGGAGUUCUGCAACGAAGAGGAGAGGACGAAAGAAGGUAGAAGUCCUAAGAAGGAAGAGCGAAAGAUCUCAGCCCUAGAACAGAUGAAGAUAACUCUUCAGUCCAUUGAAAAGUUGUGGGUGGACAGAGUGGGAUGUAAUGUGAUUUUGGAGGUGGGCGGUGCUGUACUCCAUGUCCACAGAGUCAUCCUGGCAGCAAGUAGUGAAUACUUCCGUGGCAUGUUCACUUGUGGUAUGAGAGAAUCACAUCAAACCCGUAUUUCCCUUCCCUUCCUAUUAGCAUCUGAGUUAGAUGUUCUGAUCAGCUGUUCCUACAAUGGCAUGCUUCCACUUAGCUGGGACUGUGUCUUUGAGAUGACAUGCACGGCCCUCCAGCUUCAAUUCCAGCCUGCCCUAUCACUUUGCCUCAACUUCCUGCAACAGGAAAUGGAAGCAAGCUCCUGCCUUGACGUGGCCUCUUUUGCUGAAGCCUACGAGAUGACAGAGUUGCUCGAGGAAGCCAAUGACUUUGUACUGAGGAACUUCUGGGAGGUGUCAGUCACUCCAAAGUUUCAGGACUUACCGGCAGAGAAGCUGCUGGACAUCAUCCGCUGCGAUGAUCUGUGCGUGCCCUCAGAGUUGGCUGUGUUCAGAGCUGUAAUAUCCUGGGUUGAAGCUGAUCCUGAGGAGAGAUGGAGCCAGGCUGGCUUACUUAUGAGCGGAGUACGGUUCCCCCUCAUGACCUUUCGAGAGUUCAGGGAGGUCAGAGCCAUUAACCUGCGCAUAGAGUGCUUUGGAAACAAGGAGGUGGAACUCUAUGGUUCAGCACUCAAGGAAUUUGGUUUUAGCCUUCCCGAAACCCAGGAUCAAUGCCGGGUCCGGCAUCCCAAAGACGCUCUGGUUGUGGUUGGGGGAGACCAGCUGAACCCAGAUGGGUGUCAGCGCAUACCAAACAAGGAACUUUGGUUUGCCAACUCCCUACGCAGUGGCACAGGGUUGGUGAAGGCGAUGGAGUGGAGGAGGUUGGGUGAGAUGCCAGACAAGCCAAAGUUCAGGCAUGGAGUCGCAGCAAUGGUCGGAAGGUUGUACGUGAUUGGAGGCUGUUUCUACUACACCAAGGAUGACAUCAUGAGAUCCGCCUACAGUUAUGACCCUGUGCAGGACAGCUGGAAGAGGCUAGCUGACAUGCAGGAGUUUAGAAGCAACUUCUCAGUGGUGGUACAAGAGGGGUGUCUUUAUGCCAUUGGUGGAGAUAAGGAGAUCAAUACCAACGUAGACAGCGUUGAAGUGUACAACCCAGACACUGACUUCUGGAGCUUUGUGCAGCCCUUGGACCAGUCUCUGAGCGGCCACGCUGCCACUGUCCUAGAUGGAGCAAUCUUCAUCUCUGGAGGUUUCAACUGUAAGUACACGUGUUUGGUUUCCAUGUUCCUGUACCACCCAGAGAGAGGAACCACCUACCUGUCCGACAUGACCCAUGAUCGGGCCCAGCAUUGCAUGGAGCCACUGCGAGGCCAUCUUUACGUCGCCGGUGGUGUGCGUAACCUAGGGACGUUUUACACCGACCAACCGGCCUGUGAGGUGUACGAUCCUGUGGCUGAUUCCUGGACUGCCUUCGCCUCACUGCCUGUUCCCCAUGUGGGUGCAGCCUCAGUCGUCCUGGAGGAGAAAAUCUUUGUUCUUGGAGGAUACUGCCAGGACGAUUACAGUGAGUCUGGACUGAUCCACAGGUUUGAACCGAUCACACAGCGAUGGGAGACUAUGGGAAAACUGCCCGGGGCUGUUACUGACAUACGGGCGUGUCUGCUACGAUUGCCCCAGCACUUUAGGCUUUAGUAACUGAAUGCUCUUUGGUUUUGUAAAUGUGGUU
Molecule: messenger RNA, 2744 nt
Organism: Eleginops maclovinus (Patagonian blennie)
Lineage: Eukaryota; Metazoa; Chordata; Actinopteri; Perciformes; Eleginopidae
Product: kelch-like protein 33
Exons: 4
Coding region: 272-2710 (812 amino acids)
Molecular function (GO): protein binding
Source: RefSeq, a predicted model, not a curated record